Molecule: messenger RNA, 2088 nt
Organism: Boeremia exigua
Lineage: Eukaryota; Fungi; Ascomycota; Dothideomycetes; Pleosporales; Didymellaceae
Exons: 1
Coding region: 131-1969 (612 amino acids)
Source: RefSeq, a predicted model, not a curated record
CUUCAACAGAGCCGACCAUUCCAAAUCCGUCCAAGCUUUCAGCAGUGCUCAGCAUCUCACAUAUAUUGCUGCGUCAGCGCGAGAAAACAAGCACGGCCAAAAUACUGACACGCGUUACGUCGAUCCGCCUAUGGCACUGCAUGGUUCAACCUCGAAAGAGACAGCAGGAUCUACUGAGGCCAACAGGCCAACGGAUAACACGCCGAAAGCAGAACCGGGAUCUGUGACAUUCGGGCAGCCCAGUAUCAUCAAGCCUCUUUAUUCCGCGAACCCGCUUUUCGGAAGGAACACUUCGAAGGACCCGAUAUCUACCUGCAAGUCGUCAGGCUUCAACUUCAACACAGUCACACCCAUACCACAUUUGGAGGCUUACAUCGUUCGUCCAAUGAUGCAAUCUACCGAUGCUGCCUGCACAUUGUCCUUUGGAAUUGAGUCUUUGCGGAUCAGCGAACAUGCCUUGCAAGCCAAGGUGCAAAAUCUAGGGCCGGAUUACUCUAUAAUGGACGAACUCCUCGACUUGCAGCCCCAGAUGUUGAAUCUGAUACAGUCUCGCACAGCACAACGUCAAGGAAACAUAGUUUCUGUAGAAUAUGGAAAAUCUGUCGAACUCACUACGUUGAUAGGAUCCCUGCAGUUCAAGCCUGCAGUAUUCAUCAUCUCAACAACGACAGUACUUCCGCAGAACCCUCUCCCGAAUCCAACUCCGACGUGUACACCUUCGAAGUUCGAGUCAAAGCAGAAUGGAAAUCCAAGUCUCUUUGAUAAGGUUGCACCAGCGUUCGGGUUUGCAUCCACCAACCUCAGCCCAGCGACAGUUUCUAGACACCACCCAUCUGCAGCGGAAGCGUACUCGACACGCCUACAGGAACAAGGAGAGUCAUGUACGCAUGUGGAAAGCUCUGAGGGUAUGGGUCUUGCUCAUUACCAGACCAUGACGACAAACAAGAGCUGGCACGACAAGGACCGUUCGCUCGAAGAGAUUCGGCUUGCUGAUUACGAAGCUGGACGUGAUAGACCCAUGAAGACUAACGGUAUAUCGUACCCCUGGGAUGCCGCCCCAGCUCGAUUUGCACCACCAACCAAAGUCGAGUUCUCCAAAACCGGGUGGUUCCCCGUCAACAUAGUCGCCUCAAACCCUGGCUAUGGUUUUGCGCCUGCAGCAUCGAAGGUCGAGAAGUCGACACAGAAUGGCAAAGCCUCACCCUACCUUCCAUCCGACAUGGCUCCUUCCAAACCUAGCUCGUUCCAGGAGUUGUGGCCAGCUCUGCCACCAUUUGUGCCGCCACAGAGCGACAAAUCUUCCUCUAAACUUCCAUCGGGCAUGGCUACUUCUGGACCCGGCCUAUUCCAGAGGUUGGGCGGCCCACCGUCUGUGCCACCAAGGGAGCCGUUCUCAAACACAGUCUGCACACUCCAGCAUCAACAUGGUCUUUUCUGUCGUACCUCAACAUCGCAGGGUAAGACGUCUGCUUCUACUACAGCAGAUACAAUGCCUUCGCCAUUCGCCUCUCUUGCAACAGUAACUCCAAAACAAUGUCACUUUGACAGCGCAGCGACGAAUCAAACGGCCAAAUCCCCCUUUGCGAAGCGCCCAGAUAUUCCAAACAUCCAGUUUGGGGGAUCAGCACCUGUUCCCUCUGGCGCCAGCAUGUUUCCGAACAACAACGAUGCAAAUAGCAACAUCAAGCAUCCCAGCGGCCGACCUACCGGAUGCUCCUCCUGUAGCCCUACACCAUCUUGUGCUUUGUUCGGAGGGAACACAAGCCAGCCAGUCACUCAGCAACGCAGCCUCUUUGAGACCUCAGGAACGGCACCUGCUUCUCCACCGCGACAGGCUUUGUUCGGAGGCACCACAGGCCAGCCAAUCACUCAGCAACGCGCUCUCUUCGAGAACUCGACAACAGCACCUGCUCCUCCGCCAUUUGGCGGUAUGGCUGCAAAAUCCGGCCCAGCGGGACCACCUGCAUAAUUAUGGAAGGUAGUUGAGGAGACUUGGGGCCGAGAUAGGGCGGCAAUGACGGCUAAGGUGGCGGUUGAAAGCGGUCCGUCCGACGGUGCGCGCGAGGUGUUGCUAGUCCGCAGGACAGA